UUCACACCACAGCCAAGACCCCUGAAGCUCCAAGGUCGAAGAAGCUAAGGAAUCAACUUAUUCUGUGAUCCAAGAUGACAUCUCGAUCUCUGAUUUUCGGAUUUCUUCUCGCCACCUUCUUCCUCGCUGGGCUUUCUCACUCUGAGGCAAUUGAGGGAGACUCCAUUAAAGCUUCCAUGAUAUCCCAGGAAAUUAGCACAACCAGCCUUGGCAAUCGUAAACUGCUAACUACCACACCCUCACUCUCACCAGAACAAGGUGUGGAAGAAGUUGUUGCAGAAGAAGGAGGGGAAAAGGUGAAGUGUUCGAGGGAAGACAUAGAUAUAUAUGAAGGGCAAACGGAUCCUCUACCGAACGGAAUCCCAACCUACUCAGUGAACAUAGUGAACGUCUGCAGCACAGGUUGCUCCAUCUCCAACAUUCACCUCAGCUGUGGAUGGUUCAGCUCUGCUCGUCUUAUCAACCCCAAGGUAUUCCGCCGCCUCUCUCACGACGACUGCCUCGUCAACAAUGGCGGACCCUUGGCUCACGGUCAAAGCAUCUCCUUCGUCUAUGCCAAUACCUUCCGUUACCCUCUUGCCGUCUCUUCCCUCACCUGUUGAUCCUGACCUGAUAUUAUCAUCACCUUCUGAAGAUUAAGAAGGAGACAAAGAUGAAGCUAUCAUCUAAAUUUUGCACUGAGAAAGCAGUUCUGAGCCUGUAGCUGUGUGGGUUUGGAUUUUUUUUUUUUUUUUUUUUUUUUGAGCUUGCUUUACCUUUUUGUUAUCAAAAUUUGGAAAAUUAGA
Molecule: messenger RNA, 785 nt
Organism: Macadamia integrifolia
Lineage: Eukaryota; Viridiplantae; Streptophyta; Magnoliopsida; Proteales; Proteaceae
Product: TPD1 protein homolog 1-like
Exons: 4
Coding region: 75-602 (175 amino acids)
Biological process (GO): cell fate determination
Source: RefSeq, a predicted model, not a curated record